CCAUUCCAGUUGCUGAAUGACGACCGUCGCGCUGGGCAGUGUGAGUAGAAAGGAAGGCAGUCUGUGCACUGGAGCUGGCAGUAUGGACGCCAUUUCGAAUUGUGAAUGAGUUGGAAGUGUGGAAUAUAAGUGCUGUGUGAUUGUGAUCCGUGCACUGGAGCACGUGGUUGGUUUGAGAGCCGCAGACGGGUAGUUGGCGAAGUAGCAGGAUGGUAGAUGACGAGGGUUUGGCGUUGUUUGUGUCUGUGCGGCGAACAAGAGCAGUUGUGCCGGAACACUUUCGUGAGCAUCGUGAGGCGGUCGGCACUGGGUAGAAAGUUUGUGAGGAACCUGACGGAACUAGGACAGGACAGCUAUGGGAGGCCUGGGCUGAUGCACAUGACCAUUGCUGGGGCCGUCCAUCACGGCAUGAAAGAGAUGGAGGUAUGGAUGCAAACGUUCGCUCCGAACUCCGGAACACCGAUUCAUCGGCAUGAAUGCGAAGAGGUUUUCAUCACACUGAAGGGUCACGGAACCCUGUAUCUCAGCCGAAGUCGCGAGCUGGAUGCUCCUGGAGAGCCGGAGGAGUUCCAGAUAUACCCAAAUGCGACGUUCACAAUUCCAGUGGAUUCGGUGCAUCAGGUGAGGAACACGAAUCAAGGCGAAGAUCUGCAGGUGGUCGUGACCAUCUCCAGGCCUCCCAUGAAAUCAUUCAUUUACAAGGAGUGGUCUACUCCCCACGCCGAAGCAGUAUACGAGCCAAGAGAGUGGGAUAAGGAGGACAAGUUGUCGAGUGCAUCGCAGCAGUGCAAGGAGCCUGAAGCAGAGGAUGAUGUGAUGGCAGACAUUGCGAAAUUGCUCGGUAGGAGCAUUGAGGACAUUGUGGUGUCUGAUGAGAUAAGGUAGUGCAGGUGGUAUGAGGUUUUGUAGCGCAGUUGUGGGAGUGGAGACGCUGCGGCGCGGUCGGUGGGAUGGCUUGUGUACCGGGGGAUGGGAAUUGGACUGGUGGGCAGAUAGCGGCUGAGUGCAGGGAGCAACUAGUGCUACCAGGAAGCCUGUGUAAUGCAGUCGAGCGCCGGACCGAACACGGUGUAUGUGUCGGGGAGCGCUUUUUUGACGAUUAUUGGGGCGGUGGACGGAGAUGCGGGGAGUGUUGCGUGUAUGUGAAGACGCUUUGAGGGCCAUGACGCGGUUGUGAAGUUAGUCAGAGGAACCCGAAAGGAUAGGUGGUAGGAAUGUGGCUUGUAUGUGUCCGAGUAGUGGUGGGUUAGAGUUUCAGUGAGGGGCGGAAAGAAGUACCUGCGAGUGGGGAACGGUUCAUCCUUUCUCCGGUAUGAGGUGUGAAAGUAGGAAGGUUCAUUAAGUAUGUUUUGUUUGGAUGUUAUUAAGUCGCAUUAACUGCUCAAAUAUAUCCUCAUUUGAAGGGGUACAGCGAAGCGUCUAGGACUGUGUACCAUGGAGGUUUGACUGAUCGUAACAGGCACAACUGUGAGUCAACUGAAUAAACGGUGCUGCACUUACUUGACUAUCA
Molecule: messenger RNA, 1510 nt
Organism: Physcomitrium patens
Lineage: Eukaryota; Viridiplantae; Streptophyta; Bryopsida; Funariales; Funariaceae
Product: auxin-binding protein T85
Molecular function (GO): auxin binding
Source: RefSeq, a predicted model, not a curated record